Molecule: messenger RNA, 404 nt
Organism: Porites lobata
Lineage: Eukaryota; Metazoa; Cnidaria; Anthozoa; Scleractinia; Poritidae
Source: the annotation of a GenBank genome assembly
AUGUAUGUAGCAGACACUCUCUCUAGAGCUUCGUUAAAUAGGAAGUCUGCGGAUAGUGAACUGAAUGAUGACAUGGAAGUAGUGGUCCACAGCCUUCUUACAAAUCGUCCACUGACAGUAAAGAAGCUCACACAAAUGAAAUCUGAAACAGCUCAACAUGAAACCCUUCAGGAGUUACUCAAAGUUGUCAAGAGUGGUUGGCCCUCUCACAGAAGUAAAGUACCGUCGCUAAUUACUCACUACUGGCAUUGCGUGGUGAAGUUCAUGAAGUUUAAGGUUUAUUGUUCCUAGACGAGAAGCUUACUAUUCCACAAGGGAUGAGACAAGAUGUGUUGAAUUGCAUUCAUGAGAGUCACCUGGGUAUCGAGAAAUGCAAGUCAAGAGCCAGAGCUGUAGUAUAUUAG